Molecule: messenger RNA, 1496 nt
Organism: Acanthochromis polyacanthus (spiny chromis)
Lineage: Eukaryota; Metazoa; Chordata; Actinopteri; Pomacentridae
Gene: mrm2
Product: mitochondrial rRNA methyltransferase 2
Exons: 2
Coding region: 45-854 (269 amino acids)
Biological process (GO): RNA methylation
Cellular component (GO): mitochondrion
Molecular function (GO): rRNA (uridine-2'-O-ribose)-methyltransferase activity
Source: RefSeq, a predicted model, not a curated record
CGCAGUGAGCGCUGCUGCACACAUAACGCUGUGCAGUGAAAACAAUGUCGCUGCUCUGUGUCCAGAGGAGAUGUUUCCACUCUUCCGUGUGUUUGUUGAAGAAACAGAGGAGUAAAACUGCGGCAGAGCAGCGCUGGUUGCUUCGGCAGCUCAGAGACCCGUACGUCAAAGCCUCUCACGCACAGAACUUCAGGUGCAGAAGCGCCUUCAAGCUGCUGGAGAUGGAUGACAAGUUCAGACUGCUGCAGCCUGGAUUCAGUGUGGUGGACUGUGGAGCUGCACCCGGAGCCUGGAGCCAGGUGGCCGUCCAGAGGGUCAACUCAGCCGGGACAGGUGAGAGAACAGGUGGCUGCACCAAAUACCAGAAGAAGCAGACAGACUAUUUAACAGUGGACAGAAGCAGUGUAAGUGUAAAGGUAGUAGAUCCGGCGUUACCACGUGGUACUGUUGUUGGCAUUGAUCUGCUGAACAUCCCGCCGCUGGACGGCGCCGACUUCCUUUCCAGCCAGGAUGUCACGGACCCGUCCACGCACGCCAAGCUGCUGGAGCUGCUCCCCAACCGCCAGGCUCACGUCAUCCUGAGCGACAUGGCUCCCAACGCCAGCGGUUUCCGAGACAUGGACCACGAGAAACUCAUCACAAUGUGUCUGUCUUUGAUAGACUUGGCCGAGAAGGUUUUACAGCCUCAGGGUUCUCUGCUGUGUAAAUACUGGGACGGGAUCCUGACUCGGACUCUCCAGGAGAAACUCUCGGGCGUUUUCGGCGGCGUUCGGACUUUAAAGCCACAAGCCAGCAGGAAGGACUCAGCUGAGAGAUAUUUCCUCGCUACGAUGUACAGAAAGCCAAUGAAGUGAUGCCUUUAAUUUCUCUAAUGUGUGCUGGCUUUCUGAUGAAGAGCUUCACUGGAGACCUUUGAUCAAAAGGUGGCACUGUUGAGGCAUCGGUGAACCCCACUGCUCCAGGCACACACACAUUAAACACUGUAAUGCUGAUUUUUAUCCCUGCAAACUUAACACAGCAGCAGCAGCAGCAGUGAAUCAGUAAUAUGUAGACCUAUGUGAGCAUCAGUGUGAUAUUCCUCAAGAGCCCGAUGCUGUGUUUUCUCUGAAGUUAUUGUUUGCCCCAAGUGUUUGUUCUACACACUCCCUCUGGUAUUUGCUUUGUUCCAAAAAGUCAUUUACCACUGGUGCUUAUGCUAAUAAUUUGCACUGCCAGCCAUGUAGAAAUAUGUAAUCAUUCUCUCAUUGAGAGCUUACGAAGGGAAAAAAACUAAUACAUAAGAGUCACAUACAGUAUGACUAAUGGGAAGUGGGAUGAUACUGAGGCUUGGCACGCACGCUAGUGUUGUUGGGCUCUGCUGUCUGACAGUAGAAACAGGUCCGUUUCCUGGGCAAAUAUUUUUUAACUGAAGGAAAUUCUAUUUAUUGUGUCUGAACCUGUGAUUUUUGAUGUUGCACCCCUGCCGAUUAAGAAUAAAAAGUCAUUUCAUAAGCAUA